AUGGCGUCAUCUGCGGAUGAUUUGCCUUAUGGCGCUGAGUAUGCUAAAAGUAGUCGUGCUGCUUGCAAAGGAUGUCAUGGUUUAAUUUCACAGGAUUCACUUCGCAUGUCUCUCCGGAAACCGAGUCAUUUUUUUGAUGGGCUGCAGGACAAUUGGUUCCAUUUCACUUGUUUCUGGAAAAAAGUAAAGCAAAAUGACAUAAACGAAGCCUCUAUUCGUGGUAUAGAGCUUCUAAAAUGGAGUGAUCAAGAAAAAAUUCGUAAAAAAUUGAAUGAAAUUCAAGCUGAAGUAUCUUGUACAGAAGAGCACUCUGUUGCGCUUAUCUCUGAAUAUGCUGUAACUGGUCGUAGUAAAUGCGUGAAUUGCAAGAAAAUUAUCGAAAAGAAUACUCUUAGACUUGGAAUGAAAUCGGCAUGGUACCAUGUAAACUGUUUCGAGAAAAUGCAACAAUAUACCGACUGUGCUGAAAAAAUUGUUGGGUUCCAAGAUUUGUCAGAAUCUGACCAAGAUUUCUUGAAAAUAAAGUUUAACAAGCAAGCAGAGAGCAGUAUAAAGAGAAAACCGACGAAAGUCGACGACAACAUAGCCAAAAAAGCAAAAGUGGAUCUGUUUGAUAGAGAGGAAAAGAUGAAACGUCUUGAGGCACAAGCGAACGAAAUGUGGUCAAUGAGGGAAAAAUUAUCGAAAUGUCUGAACAAAAGUGAUAUUCGAAUUUUGCUGCAGGCCAAUAAUCAGGCACUUCUUAAACAAAGUGGAGAGUCGAGGCUGCUGGACCACCUUGUUGAUUGUAUGGUUUUUGGCUGUCCGCUCCCUUGUGAGCAAUGCAAAGAAGGUCACAUUGUUUACAGCUCAUCAGAACGAAGUUAUGUUUGUACUGGUUAUAUUUCCGAAUAUACACGAUGUAUGUAUACUUGUCGCAACCCACCUCGGAAACCAUUCGUCGUUCCUGAUGACAUGAAAGCAAGCAUUUCUGAAUUUAAGAAUUUCGAAGUCAAGGAUCCGAAAGAGAGGGCAUAUAGUGUUUUAGAAUGUGAGAAACUAAUUAAACCAGGGUCGCUAAAAGUCAUGGAUAAAAAUGUUGAUCAAACGGGUAGCAAAUCUAAGAAGCGCAGAAGCAUUCACUCCAAAGGUACUUGUUCGAGAAUGCAACAACAGAUUAUUAAAAACGGGACAGUGGUUGAUGCCGAAUGCCCUCUUCAGGAAGUUGUACAUGUGUGGAAAGAUGAAAAUGGAAAACUUUGGGAAACAACGCUGGGAACGGCAGAUUUUCAAACCGGAGCGAAUUCAUUCUAUAAAUUGCAGCUAUUAAAGCAUGAUUGUAAGCAAAACUAUUAUUUGUUCCGUUCAUGGGGACGUGUCGGCACGAGUAUUGGUGGCGCAAAAACCGAUAAAUAUCGUGGAGAUUUGGAAAGAGCAAAAAUGACUUUUGAAAAAUUGUUUAAUGAGCGGACAGCAAAUAAUUGGAAUGAUAUCGAAAAUUUCAAAAAAGUUCCGGGGAAGAUGUCGCUCAUCGAGACUCAUUAUGAAAGCUCAAAAGAACUGCAAAAAUUUGUUGUGAAACCUGGAUCUCUAUCGAAGCUUCCAAGACCGAUACAGCAAAUUAUUAAAAUGAUUUUUGACGUUGAUGCAAUGAACGAUGUUCUCGAAAGCCUUGAGAUCGAUACAGAUAAAAUGCCUCUCGGGAUAUUAUCAACUCGUCAUAUAAAAAAUGCAUAUGAGGUUUUAACGGAGCUGCAAAAAUUGAUGGAAGUUGGUAAUGCCAAAUAUAAAGAUUACUUGGAUGCAACAAAUCGAUUUUUUACACUUAUUCCCCAUAACUUUGGUAUGAACAAACCGCCGCUUCUCAACUCACAGAAACUCUUAAUUGAUAAGACGAAACUGCUCGAUGAUCUUAUGGAGCUUGAAGUUACAUAUAGCAUUUUGAGGACUGACAAUGAAAUAGAUCGAAUGCGAGAUCCAGUGGAUGUACAUUAUGAAAAGUUACAUUCUCAGUUAGAGGUACUAGAUAAGCAGUCGGACGAGUAUAAACGCAUAUUGCAGUAUGCUACGAAUACGCAUGCACCCACACACGAUCAGUAUAAACUUGAAGUUGUUGAUAUUAUCCGGGUAAAGCGUGAAGGCGAAAGUGAAAGAUUCAAAAAAAACAUUCCAAAUCAUUAUUUACUUUGGCACGGUUCGCGGAUAACGAAUUAUGCAGGUAUUUUAUCACAGGGAUUACGAAUUGCACCGCCAGAAGCGCCCAUGACUGGUUAUAUGUUUGGGAAAGGGAUAUACUUCGCAGAUUUGGUAUCAAAAUCAGCAAAUUAUUGUCAUACAGUUAACACAGAAGGGUUUAUUUUGCUAUGUGAAGUGGCACUUGGUGAAAUGCAAGAGGAAGUCAAUGCAAAGUCAAUCGCAAAACCUAAUAAAGGGAAACAUAGCGUUAAAGGCUUAGGACAAAUGAUUCCUGACCCAAAUGAGUACUUUGUGACAGAAGACGGCGUUACAAUUCCUAUGGGAAAACCUGUAGAUACGAAAAGACAGGAUCUCACGCUUUUGUACAAUGAGUAUAUUGUUUACGAUGUUGCUCAAGUUGAGAUCAAAUAUUUGGUCCGAGCUAAGUUCAUAUCACAUUUCUUCUGA
Cercopithifilaria johnstoni is the source of this 2622-nucleotide messenger RNA. Lineage: Eukaryota; Metazoa; Nematoda; Chromadorea; Rhabditida; Onchocercidae. The record is from the annotation of a GenBank genome assembly.